AUCGAAUUUUCUCUGAGAAGUUCCACGUAGGACCACAUAGCGGUAGCGGGCAACUAGAAAGUUAAUGGGAGAAGUCAGAUUUUGGUUGAUGUUACGUUGAUGGAGUGUCGUGUGUGAGAGAUCAAGUGAAAUCGUUAGGUUAUUUAUUCUUUAAAAAAUAGUUCGUCUCCUGAGAUCAAUUAAAAUGAAAUUCUUUUUGUUUGCAUUAUUAGUUUUACCAGUUGUAAUUUUGACUUUCGAUAAUGGUAAAAGGGUAUUCUCCUAUGCUGAAGAAGAUCCUUUAGAAGAUGAGAUUGAUGUUGAAGGAGAAGCCGAGGUAGAAGAAGUUGGAGGUGUAGAAGAGGAGGAUGAAGAUGAUGGUAAAACGCUUUCUUCACCAGAUGUAGACACCACAUUGUUAUUUGUUCGACCCAUACCUACUGGAGCAUCACAGUUUGAAAUUCCUGCUGGCUUACCAGUAGAAUUCUUGGUUGGAUUCCGUAAUAAAGGAGAUCAAGAUUUCAUUGUUGAAUCAAUGGAAGCAUCAUUCAGAUACCCUAUGGACUUCAAUUUCUUCAUUCAGAACUUCUCUGCUAUUGGCUACAACAAAAUUGUCCCCCCUGAGCAGGAAGCUACAUUGCAUUAUAGUUUUUUGCCUUCUGAAGCUUUUGCUGGCAGGCCCUUCGGUUUGAAUAUUAACUUAGCAUACCGAGAUGCUGCUGGAAAUGCUUUUCAAGAAGCAGUAUACAAUGAGACUGUCCAAAUCGUGGAGCUUGAGGAAGGUUUAGAUGGAGAAACAUUCUUCUUAUAUGUUUUCUUAGCUGCCGGAGUUGUACUACUAUUGGUCAUUGGACAGCAAACAUUGCUCUCUGUUGGGAAGAAACGCACAGGUGGAGGUGGUGGAAGCAGUAGAAAGGCAGCACCUGUGGAAACUGGAACCAAUAACCCAAAUAACGUUGAUUAUGACUGGUUGCCAAAACAAACUCUUGCAAAUUUGAAUAAAGAAAAGCUUCAGAAGUCCCCUAAGGUGAAACACCAGAGUCCUAAACAACGAAAAGUAAAACGUUCUACAGGUUCAGAAUAGUGAUAUGAAUUGACUGAUUGUCUCAAAAGAUUUCACUUCAUAAAAUUGAUACAUUUCAUUCAUAAAUCGUACAUCAAAUGUGACAUAGACAUAAAUCCAUUGAUAUUUAUCAGUCGAUAGGGAAUAGAGUUGAUUUUCUUGAUUCACCAAGAUAAUUUAUUGUUGAUGAUGUAAUAUAUUUAUAACUUUUUUAAGUGAGUUGUGAAUUUAUUUAGUUAUUUCCUGCUGUGUAAUAGCAUAAUUGAAUUUCAGUUAAAUAACGAAUUAAAAGUUGACAAUUUUUGUAAAA
Messenger RNA from Leptinotarsa decemlineata (Colorado potato beetle), 1352 nucleotides. Its product is annotated as signal sequence receptor subunit 1 l(1)G0320. Lineage: Eukaryota; Metazoa; Arthropoda; Insecta; Coleoptera; Chrysomelidae. The record is from RefSeq and is a predicted model, not a curated record. Gene Ontology annotation, cellular component: endoplasmic reticulum; endoplasmic reticulum membrane.